Cimex lectularius (bed bug) is the source of this 3023-nucleotide messenger RNA. Its product is annotated as 25S rRNA (cytosine-C(5))-methyltransferase nop2. Gene Ontology annotation, cellular component: nucleolus. The record is from RefSeq and is a predicted model, not a curated record. Lineage: Eukaryota; Metazoa; Arthropoda; Insecta; Hemiptera; Cimicidae. Gene Ontology annotation, molecular function: RNA binding; rRNA (cytosine-C5-)-methyltransferase activity. The coding region runs from base 122 to 2875 and encodes 917 amino acids. The transcript is spliced from 11 exons. Gene Ontology annotation, biological process: rRNA base methylation; maturation of LSU-rRNA.
CAGUUUACACUUUACACCCAAGCUUCAUUUUCUGCGUUCCGACACCACGUGUUUGUCUCGACAAGUCCGAUUUCGAUUUUGGAUAAGUUCUUCAGGUUCAGAUCGCUUAAAUUGGUCAGAGAUGGGACGAAAGGCUUUGUUUGAUGAGAAGAAGGAGCAAAAAAAAGGCCCAGGGAGGAAGGCGAAGAAACAGAAAGACCCCACGUUUCCUUUCCCGUUAGAUAACAAGAGGGACAAGCCUUUGAGUAGCAAUCAAAAGCAGAGGGCGAAGAAAAGGCAAAUCAAGGAGAAACUGAAACAAAAGCUGGCUCUGAAAAAAGCAGAAAAGACUAACCUUAAGGACAAGCAGCCAAAGAAGGAACUGACAGAAAAGAAAUUGUUUAAAAAAUCUUACAACUCUGACUCUUCAGAAGGAGAAGAGGAAAAUAAUAAAGCAGUCACCACUGAGGUAAAUGGGGUCAGUGGUUUUACCGAUGACAACAAAACAUGGCUUAAACCGAAGGCUAAACAAGGGAAGAAAAGAAAAAUUGAAGAUGAAGGUGAAGACGAAAAUUUGGAUUAUGUAUCAGAAGAUAGUGAUGUUGAGGAAUCAGAUGAUGAUGUCUCUGACAGUGAAGACCUUAAAGUUGGGAAAUUAGAUGACUUACAAGAUAGUGAUGAAUUAGAUGACGACUCAUUUGGAGAAGAGGAUACUGAUGAGAGCGACGAAGAAACGAAGAAAGAUGAAGACGAUCUAUUGCCUAUUGAAAAGGCUGCUAAGAAGCUUAAGAAGAAGCAAAAAAAGGAGCAAGAGGAAGCCGACAAAGAAAUGCAGUUGAACAUUGCAAAUAGGGAGGUCUUUGCCUUUCCAGAAAAUGGAGAAAUAGACAAACCAGUUAGUAUCGUUGAAGUUGAACAAAGAAUAAAAGACAACCUCAUGGUUUUAUCAAACUUUGCAAAAUUCAGGGAAGAGGGAAGGCCGAGGAGCGAGUAUUUAGAAUUACUCAAAACAGACCUUUGCAACUACUUCAGCUAUAAUCGUUUCCUUGUGGAAAAACUCAUUGAGCUCUUUCCCCUGACCGAUCUUAUGGAUUUCCUAGAGGCCUCAGAGAUCCAAAGGCCGUUGACAGUGAGAGUCAACACGUUGAAAACAAGAAGAAGGGAUUUGGCUCAAGCGUUAAUUGCUAGAGGGGUAAAUCUCGAUCCUGUCGGAAAAUGGUCCAAAGUCGGUUUAGUCAUCUAUAACUCACCCGUUCCUGUUGGUGCUACACCUGAAUAUUUAGCAGGACACUAUAUCAUUCAAGGUGCUUCUAGUUUGCUACCCGUUAUGGCUCUUGCACCACAAGAAGGGGAAAAAAUCCUUGACAUGUGCGCAGCACCAGGAGGCAAAGCUUCUCACAUUGCUGCCAUUAUGAAAAAUACAGGUGUCUUAUUUGCUAACGAUUUUUCAAAAGACAGAGCAAAAGCCAUCGUUGGAAACUUUCACAGGAUGGGAAUUAUUAACUCCAUCAUCUGCAGCUAUGACGGUCGUAAAUUUACAAAGGUAAUGAAAGGUUUUGACAGAGUCUUGUUGGACGCUCCGUGUUCAGGAACGGGUAUAAUUUCGAAAGAUCCAAGCGUGAAAACAAGUAAAGAUGAAACGGAUAUACAAAGGUGCUGUACUCUUCAAAAAUCACUAAUAUUAGAAGCAAUUGACUGUCUUGAUUUCAAAUCCGAAUCUGGAGGUUAUUUAGUAUAUUCUACAUGUUCUAUACUUCCUGAAGAAAACGAGUGGGUUAUAGAUUAUGCAUUGAAAAAGCGAGAUGUAAAGUUGGUACCUACUGGCCUAGAUUUUGGUACGCCAGGUUUCACAAACUACAGGAACUUUAGGUUCCACCCAUCCAUGAAUCUGACACGUCGUUUCUACCCUCAUACUCACAACAUGGACGGCUUCUUUGUAGCGAAACUUAAAAAACUUUCAAAUACUAUUAAAAAAGUCGAUGGAGAGGAAGAAAAGACAGUAGCUGGAGAAGAAGAAAUGGAAGCGGAAGACAACGAGGAUAGAGAAAAUGAAGGACAGGAAAGUGAUACUGAGGCAGUCCCCAAAAAGCCGAAAUUAAAGGCCCCGAAGCAUGGUAGGGGUAAAAAUAGAAGCAAAAUGGCAGACGUGGAACCGAAGAAAUUUGAAAAAAAAGUUAAAGGAAAAGGUCAAGAAUUAAGAAACCAAGAUAAACAAAAUAACAAAAAGGUCCAAGAAAAUCAAGGGCAAAAACAAAAGAACGUAGCACAGUUAAAAGAAGCUCCGAAAAGUCCUAAAAGCUCUCCAAAAAAACGGAAAUUAGAAAAAGGUCAACAAAAACAAGAGGGACCAAAGGAAAAAAUGGAAAAAACAAACAGUGAGAAAGAACCAAGUGAAACAGGCGAUAGUUCAAAAUCGGCCAAAAUGAAACUCAAGAAGAAAAAUAAAAACAAACAAAAACAAAAGAACGUAGCACAGUUAAAAGAAGCUCCGAAAAGUCCAAAAAGCUCACCUGAGGGAGGAGCUCAACAGACAAGCCCUGUUAGUGAUAAACAAAUUCCUCAACAACCAAGCCCUGGUGGUAAUAAACCAUCUCCUCAACAGCCAAGCCCUGGUGGUAAUAAACAAUCUCCUCAACAGCCAAGCCCUGGUAAUAAACAAACCCCUGCAAAAAAUAAAUUAAGAUUCAAAAACAAAAAUAAAAAACAGUCAAUUUCAACUUCGCCAGGACCCGAUAAGACUGAAGAUAAAAAAAGCCAAGAGGGGAAAGUAAAUAAAAAGGCACAGACAAAAGGCCAGAGUCCAAAAACAAACAAACCGACUCUCCAAGUCCCAAAAACCCCAGACACUGUGAAUAAAAGCCCGAAGAAAAAGAGGAAAUCGAAUGCCAGCAAUUAAUUACAUUUGUGAUUAUUAGGUAUUGUAAAUAUGUGUUUUAUUAAAACUUUGCUUUUAAUUUACACCAACAUGUCUUAAAAAUUAUCAUUUUUUACAGCAAUUAAGCCAUUGUUGUUUUUAUUUUAAUAUAAUGUUUUAAAACAUUGAA